AUGGCAGACUCAGCAAUAAAAAACGAAGAAGAGAAAAAAGAAUAUUUCGACACUCCUGAGGAGCUUGAAGCAAAAAUAGAACAACUAGCCUUAUGGGUCCGUGAAGCAUCUCACUUUAUAGCUUUUACUGGAGCUGGAAUAUCCACAUCAGCAGGAAUUCCUGAUUUUAGAAGCGGUUACAACACAGUAUUACAAACAGGGCCUGGAGCCUGGGAAAAGAAAGCGCAAGGCAAGAAAACCAAACAGACUCAUCAUGUCACUUCAACGAAAGCAGUCCCCACACAAACCCACAUGUCUUUUGUCAAACUUAUGGAAAUCGGCCUACUUAAGCACCUAGUAAGCCAAAAUACUGAUGGUCUCCAUAGGAGAAGUGGCAUCCCAACUGAUAAAUUGUCAGAACUCCAUGGAAACACAAAUCUGGAAGUCUGCACAACUUGCAAAAAAGAAUAUAUGAGAGACUUCAGAGUCAGAACUGCUCAGCAUGUUCAUGAGCAUCUUACUGGGAGAAGAUGUGAUAAUCCUCAAUGCAAUGGACAGCUGAAGGACACUAUUAUUAACUUUGGAGAAAAUUUAGAGGAAGAUAUUAUUGAUCGUGGAUUUCGAAAUGGAGCUGAAGCAGAUUUAUGCCUAGCUAUGGGGUCAAGUCUGAGAGUAACUCCUGCUGCUGAUAUUCCAAAAAAUGUAAGCAAACAUGGAAGGCUUGUAAUCGUGAAUCUUCAAAAAACUCCUUUAGAUGGCCGAGCAGCUUUGCAAAUUCACGCUUUUUGUGACACUGUUAUGCAAUUGCUGAUGGAAAAGCUCGGAUUAGAAAUUCCAUCAUUUAAAUUAGUAAGAAGACUUAAAAUAUCUAGAGGAAAAGAAGUGGUCAAAGGAAACCUUAAAGAUUUUUUGUAUUUCCAAGGCGUUGACAGCAACAACGCUCCUUAUACACUAUUCCCUAUGAUUCAAGUCACAAAAGGAGCAGAUAAAACUGAAUUAAAAAAGGAGCCUAUGAAAUAUUUCCAAGAUAGACUAAACGGGAACUAUCAAAUAAAAGUGAACUUCCAAGGACAUUAUCAAGAGCCUCCUGUAGAUAUAACACUAAACUCAGCUUCAAUUAGCGACGACUCUUAUAAGUUGUACGUUAUGACUUUCGACCCAACAAGAAAACUAUGGGAAAGUGUAAAUGAAAUAAAUUAA
This is a messenger RNA of Blepharisma stoltei, 1179 nucleotides long. NCBI's taxonomy places the organism in Eukaryota, Ciliophora, Heterotrichea, Heterotrichida, Blepharismidae. The record is from the annotation of a GenBank genome assembly.